This is a messenger RNA of Wyeomyia smithii (pitcher-plant mosquito), 1053 nucleotides long. RefSeq names its product regucalcin-like. NCBI's taxonomy places the organism in Eukaryota, Metazoa, Arthropoda, Insecta, Diptera, Culicidae. Gene Ontology annotation, biological process: L-ascorbic acid biosynthetic process. Gene Ontology annotation, molecular function: calcium ion binding; gluconolactonase activity. The record is from RefSeq and is a predicted model, not a curated record. Bases 45 to 971 code for a protein of 308 amino acids. The transcript has 4 exons.
UAAAAACGCAUCCAGUUGUCUGUUUCCACUUCCAAUAGUAAGCGAUGGCAAAUUAUAAGGUGGAAGAAAUUCCCGGCCCACAUGUCGAGCUAGGAGAAGGUCCCCACUGGGAUGAUCAAACGCAAAGCUUGUACUACGUUAGUUUAUCGGAGGCCACCAUCCACCGCUUGGAUCACAAAUCGAAUAAAGUGUACAGCGCUAAGGUUGAGGGUUGCACUUACGCAUCCUUUAUCAUUCCGGUGAAGGAUAGGAGUAACGAAUUCAUUGUAGGCGAUGGAACACGGGUGGUUUUGAUCAGCUGGGACGGUCUUUCGGACCGAGCAAAUGUGCUGAGCUGUGUGGCUGAUCUUGGUCAGGAAGCUGCCGGUCAUCGGUGGAACGAUGGAAAAGUGGAUUCGCAAGGAAGACUGUAUGCUGGGAUGAUGAUCACCGAAAGCGGAGGGAAUCCUUUCGAAGUGAAUACUGGUAAAUUUUACCGAUUUGACGCACGCAGCAGAACCUUUUUUCAGCAGCUGAGUGAUAUAUACAUCAGCAAUGGGCUGACGUGGAAUGAGCGAACUAAAAAGUUUUACUAUGUGGACUCCGGUGCACAUGAUAUCAAAGAGUACGAUGUGGAUAAAAACGGGAACUUAGUUUCUGGAAAAAUAUUUUUCGACUUGAAGGAAAAUGGGAAGAAAACACUUCAUUUUUUUGACGGAAUGACUAUCGAUGCAGAGGGAAAUCUAUUUGUGGCUGUCUUCCAUAAAGGAAAAGUGUUCAAAAUUAACCCCAAAGGUCAAGUGGUUCAAGAAAUCGUUAUUCCUGCGAAGCAAGUAACUUCUGUGGCCUUUGGAGGGCCAAAGCUGGACGAGCUGUAUGUGACCACGGCCAAGAAGCUGGUGUUGGAUCCGCAAAAUCCACCUGCAGGAGCUACGUUCAAAGUAACCGGUCUUGGAGUGGUGGGGACACCCAUGAAUGCAGUUGUAUUAUAGAACUAGAUACAAUGAGAGUUGUAAAAAAUCCAAAAAGUAUUGAAUGGACAGUGAGUUGGAAUAAACUAAAUGUGGUUCUGAA